CACAGUCUUCUCCAUCUACUGUCUUUGCUUCACCAACAGCUCUCGGAUCCGUUCUGAUCCAACCAACCAACCGUCACCAUGUCUGAACCUCUCACCAAGGUUGAUUCCGCCGUUCAAGGCCUGUCAUCAUCACCGCCCAAAGAGAAGGGCCAUAGGAGAACAAGCUCUAGCGCGGCUGGUGUCAUGACCAUUGCGGAAAUCAAUGAAAGCCAUGCUCCUCUAGAACUGGCAAUCGAGACACAGCAAACAGCGUGGAAAAUAAAUCAGCGGCCCAAGGAUCUCGACAAUGACCAGCUGCUCCAGCUUCCCCUCACAAAGCCUCCCAUCAAGAGCAUAACAUUAAAGUUCCCCCAUGGCAAAGAGGUCGUGGCUCGUAACAUGAAGGGCCUGACAAUAGGUGACGCACUGUCGGCCAUCCACAAGGCAAACAAGAACCGAGCUGAUGAUGAACUUGACAACCCAUACCUCAAGGGCUUCGCAUGGGAUGCGGGUGAGAGCUACUUUGAAGUACAUCUCCAGAGCCAGCCGGCGACAGGCUCGUCAAGCGGCGGCGGCGGUGGCAAGAAGAAGAAGAAGAGCAAGGAGACUGACGAGUAAAUUCCCAUCCACCCAUCCUUAAUGUCUGUUCAAUAGUUCCUUCAAUUGUUUUUUGUUUGGCUUCGCCCGGUUCUGUGCGAGUCGGCGCCCGGGAUAUUGCAACUAGAUGUUGUUGGUCGGGAUAUGAUGACGCGAUUGCUGGAUGCAUCGCUUAUGUACUCAAUUUACUUUCACGGAAAGGAGUGUUUUGCACUCUUAAUGUAUAACUUGAAAUUCUACUUUUCACACGAUCUACUUUCUCC
Trichoderma virens Gv29-8 is the source of this 839-nucleotide messenger RNA. RefSeq lists its product as uncharacterized. The coding region runs from base 79 to 597 and encodes 172 amino acids. The transcript is spliced from 5 exons. Lineage: Eukaryota; Fungi; Ascomycota; Sordariomycetes; Hypocreales; Hypocreaceae. The record is from RefSeq and is a predicted model, not a curated record.